AUGGCAGAAGCGUCAAGCUCUGCUGCGCCUGCGGGCUCCAGCAAGCCCCCGGUGAUUGAGAAGCCGCCUAACCCGGUCUUCAAAAUGAUGGGUCUGCCGAAUAUGCGUUUCAAAUUACCCUCUCGUAAUUGGAUGAUCUUCCUCACAAUCACUGGAUCCUUUACCGGUGCUAUCAUGUAUGACCGUCGAGAGAAACGGCGCGCGCAACAAAAAUGGGCGGACCUUGUGGCUCAUUUAUCCAAAGAAUCCCUGCCAAUUAACGAGAUGCGCCGGAAAUUGACAGUCUAUCUGUCUGCUCCCCCUGGAGAUGGAUUGCGCGUGGCCCGGGAUCACUUCAAGGAAUACGUCAAGCCGAUCCUGGUCGCCGCCGCGCUAGACUACACUGUUGUCGAAGGACGCCGUGAAGGAGACGUGAGAGCUGGCAUGGCAGAGAACAUUCGCAAGAUGCGCCGCAAGGCUGGAGAAUCAAGCUCAGCCGUCGAAGAAGUCGGCGCCGAGGCUGCCGUUACUGCCGCCCGCGAACAGUUCGGUAUUCGUGACGAGCCCGGUCCUAAGGGCGACUUGGUCAUCGGUCGGCAUACUUGGAAGGAAUACAUCCGGGGCUUGCACGAGGGCUGGCUUGGACCUUUAGAUCCGCCUCCCCCACCUCCGGAGGAACCUUCGAUUGAAGUCAUCGAGGCACCCAUUGUAGAUGAGGCGCCCAUCGCAGACAAAGCCCCCGAGGCUACGACCCCGCAGAUUUCGACCAUUGAGUCCCUCGAGUCAUCCCUUCAGUCCGAUAAGGAAAACAGUAUCCCGGAUCCAAAGGCAGAGGAGGCGAAGGAGGCCGAGAAGAAAGAAAAGUCCGACAAGCCUGCCGGUCCUACCCCUGCAUACAUCUCCCCCGCCGAAUACUCGUCCGCCAGCCUUCCUCCCUCUCUCCCCCAGUCUUUCGACAGCUCUAUGCCUGUUGAAUUCCCCCACAUUCUCGGAUUCCUAAAUACCCCCAUCCGAUUCUACCGCUUCCUUACACAGCGCCACCUUGCCGAGAACGUUGGGCGCGAAGUCGCUGCCAUUGUCCUCGCGGCUAACGCGCGUCCUUACCAUGACGAAUCUUUCAGCGCAGGCUCUGAGCCUACUGGAGCCAGCAUCGACCCCACACCUUCCCCAGAUGCCUCGUUCGCAGAUGAUAUUCCCUCCGGCAAGUACGAGCAACAGACCGUACUUGUCGCCGCCGAGCAGGAGUGGCACAAGUCUGCGCGUAAGCGUGAAGAGUGUGACAAGGAGCGCGAGUGGCUUGACGACGUUGUUCUCGACCAGCGCAUUGCCUCGCGCAUGCAGCGUGCUCUUCUCUCCCCCGAAGACGAGGCGCGCUCCCAGCGCAUUGCCGAGCAGCAGGAGUACAUCCUUGGUGAGGAACGGCCAACUGCUGUUCCUUUCUGGAAGCGGAUGUGGAUCAACUACGGCUAUGGUGAGAGUGAGGAAGCCCUGCGUCGCAAGCCGAUUUUGGGUAACCUUGAUGGAGAGGACGGACAGUAA
Molecule: messenger RNA, 1518 nt
Organism: Penicillium soppii
Lineage: Eukaryota; Fungi; Ascomycota; Eurotiomycetes; Eurotiales; Aspergillaceae
Product: Tim22-complex subunit TIM54
Exons: 2
Coding region: 1-1518 (505 amino acids)
Biological process (GO): sphingosine biosynthetic process
Cellular component (GO): membrane; intracellular membrane-bounded organelle; cytoplasm
Source: RefSeq, a predicted model, not a curated record